AUGCGGUUUGUGGAGCAGUGGGACGCAGCCCUGCUGCGCAUGCUGCGCCAGGCGGAGGCGGCGGCGGGCCACCCGCGGGUCGUGCUCUCCACCUACCCGCCCGGCUACGAGGGCGAGGGGCCAGAGGCGGUGGUGCCGGCAGCGCCGCUGCCCACCGUGCUGUGCGCCGGCGGGUGGGGCCAGCACGACGGCCUGCUGCGCACCCGCGGGCGCAAGCUGCGGGAGCCGCUGGCGGCGCCAGCCCCCGCGCUCUUCUGGGCCGCGGGGCUGUCGUUCAGCAGGGCCCAGCUGCUGCUGGAGGCGCCCUACCCGCGAGAUCUGCCGGGGCUGUUCUUUGGGGAGGAGCUGCUGCAGCUGGUGCGCAUGUGGCGCCGCGGCUGGGACGUCUUCACCCCGCCGCAGGCAGCAGCCUUCCACCUCUGGAGCCGCAAGCACCGCCCCACCUUCCAGCAGGACCACGCUGGGGAUGCGCAGCAGCGGCAGCGCUCCCAGCGGCGCGUGACGGCCGCGCUGGCGGGCGAAGAGGGCGAGGCGGCUGGCAGCGGCGCCGCGCGGCGCAGCCUGGAACAGUUUUUUCGGCAAACCGGCGUGGACUUUCGAGGCAAGACCAUUUCUGACCGCGCUCGCAAUGGCGGCUUGCCUCCGGGCGCCUUCCUGGCGCCAGUCCCUCUUGAUGGCAGCCCAUGA
This is a messenger RNA of Chlorella variabilis, 687 nucleotides long. RefSeq lists its product as hypothetical. The coding region runs from base 1 to 687 and encodes 228 amino acids. The record is from RefSeq and is a predicted model, not a curated record. NCBI's taxonomy places the organism in Eukaryota, Viridiplantae, Chlorophyta, Trebouxiophyceae, Chlorellales, Chlorellaceae. The transcript is spliced from 3 exons.